This is a messenger RNA of Misgurnus anguillicaudatus (oriental weatherfish), 2049 nucleotides long. The record is from RefSeq and is a predicted model, not a curated record. NCBI's taxonomy places the organism in Eukaryota, Metazoa, Chordata, Actinopteri, Cypriniformes, Cobitidae.
GUUUGCGCCGAUGACUAAAUGCGCCUGUGCACACAAGUCGAUGCGUUUCAGCGGGGUUAUCAAAGUGUCUGGCUUUUACAUAGCUUAAGUUUAACAAAGUAUUUCUUCAUGAACUCCACAGAAAACUGCAAUGGACUGUACUAUUAAGGAAGCCCUAUCGGUGGUGAGUGAAGAUCAGUCCAUAUUCGAGUCACCCUUCAGUGGUCCUCAGGCCAUGCACAUGAAGGGAGAGAUCGGCUCGCCUGCAGUGUUCAGACAGGGUUCUGAAGAGAACUCAGAACCUACAGAGCCCGACUGGACGGGGUCGGCCACACAGAACCCUGCAAAACGAGCAGAACACAUCAAUGGAAGCAGCCGUGAGUCCCCAGUGGACUGUAGUGUGACAAGAAGGACUCGACACAUGAGCAAUAGUGAUGGAGGGCAGAUGGCCUAUCAGGCCUCGUACCCUGAGCCACGGACCAGCCCGCAGACCGCCACCCCACCCAGCAGCACCGCCACAGAGGAGAAGAGGGUGAUUGUACCUGCAGACCCAGAAGUGUGGACACAAGACCAUGUACGGCAAUGGGUGGACUGGGCUAUUAAAGAAUAUGGGCUGUCAGAUGUGGACGUGUCCCUCUUCCAGACACUGGAUGGAAAAUCGCUCUGCAAAAUGACCAAAGAGGACAUGAUGCGUCUCACUUCCGCAUACAACACAGAAAUUCUUCUCUCCCACCUAAACUACCUCCGGGAGAGUAGCCCCACCUUUUCCUACCCCACAACCCCAACCAAUACGCAACCACAGCCCAGAUUACAAGUGAAAGCUGAAAACAGCUUUGAGGAGAUCAGCAGAAGGAACAGUUGGUCUUCAAAUGCAUUGCCAGCUGUUGCAAAAGUUGAACAUCAGCACAAUACCAGAAUUACAGAGCCUCCACCACGACCUCCUCCAGAUCCCUACCAAGCAUUAGGUCCCAUCAGCAGCCGCCUUGCAAAUCCAGAAACGAAACCGUUCCACACCAAGGUCCGAUCGUCCAAACAAAAUUGUAACAACCAGCCCGUCACCAGCACUGACAGGACUGUGGGCUCUGGUCAGAUCCAGCUGUGGCAGUUCUUGCUGGAGCUUCUGUCUGACAGUAAUAACUCCACCAUCAUUACAUGGGAAGGAACCAACGGUGAAUUCAAGAUGACCGACCCGGAUGAGGUGGCCAAGCGCUGGGGGGAGAGAAAAAGCAAGCCUAACAUGAACUACGACAAGCUCAGUCGUGCCCUUCGCUACUACUACGACAAGAACAUCAUGACCAAAGUGCACGGCAAGCGCUACGCGUACAAAUUCGAUUUCCAAGGCAUUUCCCAAGCCCACCAAAACCACCCGCCAGACGGUGGCGUGCUGAAAUACCAGACCGAAGUCCCCUACAUGCAGAGCUACCACAGUCACCAGCCCAAAAUGAACUUUAUGGGCACUCAUUCAACCCCUAUGCCAGUUUCUUCUGCUAAUUUUUUCACGCCUCCUGCCACUUAUUGGAAUUCCGCGACAGGCGUGGUGUAUCCCAGCUCACCCAUGCCACGACAUCCCAGCACACAUUCUCAUUUGAACUCGUAUUACUGAACAGAAGCCCUGAACGAUCGCAAAGCCUUAACUCAUGGCAUUCGUACUGCCCCCGGGUUUUAUAAGCUUGUCGAAGAGAAUCAAGCAUAAAACGGAAAGUGUUUGGUGGCGAUUUCAUAAAACUACAACUUUUAGGGGAAUCAUCCGACAUGAGAUCUAGUCAUAAGGUUUAAAACGUCUUGUAGCAUUCACAAGCAUCAAGUUCUCCAUCUAGUCACAUUAUUGUACAGUAUAUAUGCAUAUUAAUUAAUAUAGCUGUACUUCAGGGCUAAAUUGUAAAUAUGUCUUGCAUGUUACGUAUAGGGAUUUGAAGAGACAUUCCCAAAAAGCCAGCAUAUUCAUCUCUAAUGUCUUCAUGUAAUAUGACUUUUGUAAGCAACUUUUUUGUACAGGUUUUUUUUAAUCAAAUAACAUCACUCCCAUAAGUGUAACGUGAUAUUUUUAACCAAUAAAAAACAUGUAGCUCA